CUAUAUAGUAUUAUAAAAUUCCUCCUAACGGUAAUAUUGGCUACCUAAAAAUUCAGGGUUGGAUCAGGUUCAAUCCGGCUGCCUGUUGGGCGUACUUGGUUCUGCCGCGGGUUCUGCCGCCCUUAACUCCGGCGACUUGGUGGUCGCAGUCCGGACUCCGGAUUCUCGUAUCUUCUUCUCCCUCGAUAACAAUAACAAUGUCUUCUACGCCCAGAAAGCGCCCAAAUCUGCGCCCCGAACCCCAAUUCCGGUCGAAAGUGAUCUCUCCUUCUAUCAUGGAACCGCCGGGAUAUUUGUUCCCUCCAAGGAACGAGCUUUUCAGGCUCCUCGUCGUAGUGGGAAUCGCAUCUUCCGUGGCUUUCACCUGCAAUCUAUUGGCCAAUUACUUCAGUCCCACCUCUCCACCACCCUUUUGCGAUAGCAGUAAUAUGGGCUCCACUGAUGAUUUUCUUCUCUCAGAUGUCUGUGAGCCAUGUCCAAUGAAUGGAGAAUGUCAAGGAGGCAAGUUAGUCUGUGAUGAUGGUUACAGGAGGAAUGGGAAUCUGUGUUUAGAAGAUGGAGAAAGUAACGAAAGAGCUAAGAAACUUGCUGAACUAGUUGAGAGCUAUGUAUGUGAAUCAUAUGCUCAAUUUUCGUGCUAUGGACAGGGGAGAAUAUGGGUCCCAGAGAAUGAAAUGUGGGAAGAUGUGAAACACCAAGUGGUACAAAUUUUCCACUCGGACGAUGCAAGUUACAUCUAUGCCAAAAACAAAGCAAUGGAGAUAAUUGAUCGAUCAUUGGAGAAGAAGACAAAUCCUGAGGGGAUUACAGAGUUGAAGUGCCCUAGUGAUUUGGCAGAACGAUACAAACCAGUUAGCUGUCGUGUUCAGCAGUGGAUCUUUGAGCAUGCUUUUGUUAUAUUGCCAGUUUGUGCAAUGGUCAUUGCAUUGACAUGGUUAGUCGGGAAAAUCCGUCAGAGAUGUUAUCUUUCAACUAGAGGAGAAGAAUUGUAUCAUCAGGUAUGUGACAUGCUCGAGGAGAUUGCCUUCGAAGGCAAAAGAGAAAGUGGUGAAUUUGAACCUUGGGUGGUAGCUUCUCAGUUACGGGAUCAUCUAUUAUUGCCCAAAGAGAGGAAAAACCCUCUGUUGUGGAAAAAGGUUGAGGAGUUGGUACAGGAGGAUUCUCGAAUAGACCGAUACCCUAAGCUUGUGAAGGGUGAAUCAAAGGUGGUAUGGGAAUGGCAAGUGGAAGGGAGUUUGAACUCUGCAGGGAAGAGAACCAAAAACGCAACAGUAACCAAACUAAGAUCCAAUGGCAGCACUGAAGUACACCCUGAUAAACAAACACAAACUUCCAAAUCUGGGCAGAAGCUAGGGAUGAUGUUCUGACGAACCGGUGGCAUUUCCUGCUGUAGUUGUUACUUUCUCAGGCAGCAUGUUUCAGGCCCCUGACAAUGUAGAUAGGUUGGUGUUGCAGUUGUCUCAGGUUGCUUCCUCUCCCCUGAAUUCACUCUGUUGUUUAGUUCUGUUAGAAGGUAGAUAGGCAUCCAGCAAGCAAACAAGGAAUGAUGAGAGAGUAGGAGUUCCUUUGUUACAUGAUAGGAUGUUAUAUAGUUAAUAGGUUACUGAUCCUCAUUUCCUUGUUCAAGGGGGUGAUUAGAUGCAUGAAAGUGUAAUUUUCCCAAGAAAUCUACUAUUUCUUA
This is a messenger RNA of Linum trigynum, 1681 nucleotides long. Lineage: Eukaryota; Viridiplantae; Streptophyta; Magnoliopsida; Malpighiales; Linaceae. The record is from the annotation of a GenBank genome assembly.